GUUAUUAUUAGUAUUAAUAAGCAAUGUUAAGCGUAUCUUCACACAUUCAUUAGUUUCACACAGAAUCCCUCUUGCCCAGUCAAACAGCAACGGUGUCUAAUAAUAAAGACGUCAUCCGCUGCUCCGACGGAGUGCGCAGCUUCUAACUGUAGAUAGGACAACAAUCUCAGCAUGCUUGCGCACAACAUAGGAAUCUUCUUCUUCUCAUCUUCUCAUCUUGCAAAUCGAAACACAUGACUAUUGAAUUCUGCAUUAGGUCCGCAGCUCGGAGAGCGUCGUGUGCAGGACAUAAAUAACCAGGGGAUCCGAGUUCCUUUCUGCACGUUAGCACAGCGUACUGCUACCAAUAACAGCGCAGGAAUAUGGAGGAGACCUGUGGCCUUCCCCUGAACAAGCCCUCAAACAAUCUGGUGGAGUGGAGGAAGAGAGUCAAGUCUGAGUACAUGAGGCUUCGGCAACUUAAGCGCUUCCGUAAAGCGGAGGAAGUCAAGUCACUUUUCAUGGCCAGUCGCAGGAAGAUCAAGGAAAGGACCAGCCUGCUAAAUGAUGAGUGGUCCAAGCUGAGAAUACAGCCCAUUCCGCUCGACUCUGCCGUGGGAUCGGUGCACAACAACAAGCAGUGUGUGGUGGAAUCUGGUUUCCCUGCAUUCAAGAAGCAGAGCGUUGUGAUGAGGACUCUGAACACUGUGGCUGGAGUCCCUUUCAUGUACUCCUGGUCCCCACUACAGCACAACUUCAUGGUGGAGGACGAAACGUUCUUGCACAACAUUCCUUACAUGGGGGAUGAGGUGCUCGAGCAGGACGAAGCCUUCCUGGAGGAGCUCAUCGACAACUACGAUGGCGUGCACGGGGACCGAGAGGGUGGCUUCAUCAACGAUGAGAUCUUCAAAGAGUUGGUGGAAGCGCUAAGCCAAUACUCAGACCAUGAGGAGGAAGACGAGGGUGGGGAGAAAGUGGAAGAGGAUUUGGAGAGGAAGAGUGUGGCGGAGGAGGUGGAAGAUGUCAAGGUUGGGCAGCCAGUCCUUUUCAGGAAGAAGAGGCGAAGCAUAGCAGAAGCAAAAGAUUUAGCGACUAAUAAGAAGAUCCCCCAUGACAAGAUAUUCAAAGCCAUUGCCUCAAUGUUUCCAUACAAAGGUACAAUGGAGCAGCUGAAGGAGAAGUACAAGGACCUUCUGGAGCCUCCCAGCCCAGUCAAGCUUCCGCCUCAGUGCACCCCCAACAUUGAUGGCCCCUUUGCCAAGUCUGUCCAGCGAGAACAGUCUCUGCACUCCUUCCACACCCUGUUCUGCAGGCGCUGCUUCAAAUACGACUGCUUCCUCCACCCCUUUCACGCCACUCCCAAUGUGUACAAGAGGAAGAACAAGGAGAUCCGAGUGGAGACUGAGCCCUGUGGGCUGGACUGCUUCCUGCUGCAGAAAGGGGCAAAGGAGUUUGCGGAUCACAAUAUGUUGAAGGCCCAGCGAUCGCGGCGGCGGCGAAGGCAGCCUCGCCUGCCCAGCUCCAGCUGUCCGGGGUCAUCUGCCUCCACCGGGGAGAGCAAGGAGGGCGACAGUGACCACGAGACCACCAGCUCUUCAGAGGGGAACUCCCGCUGCCAGACGCCCACGAAGAUGAGGCAGGGAGGGGACGGCGGGGAGGAAACGGAGCCGCAGGUUCAGUGGAGCGGGGCCGAAGAGUCCCUCUUCAGGGUGCUGCACGGUACCUACUACAACAACUUCUGCUCCAUCGCCCGUCUCAUCGACACCAAGACGUGCAAACAGGUGUAUGAUUUCGCGGUAAAGGAGGUGCUCAUCCACCGUGUCCCUCUGGAGGAUGGAGCCAUCUCACCACAGAAGAAGAAGAGGAAGCACAGAUUGUGGGCAAAGAUUCAACUUAAGAAAGAUAAUUCAUCCAAUCAGGUGUACAACUACCAGCCAUGUGAUCACCCGGACCACCCAUGUGACAGUUCUUGUCCCUGUGUGAUGACCCAAAACUUCUGUGAGAAGUUCUGCCAAUGUGACACGGAGUGUCAGAACCGCUUCCCUGGUUGCCGCUGUAAGACCCAGUGCAACACCAAGCAGUGCCCCUGCUACCUGGCUGUACGGGAGUGCGACCCGGACCUGUGCAUGACUUGCGGAGCCGCUGACCACUGGGACAGCAAGAGCCUGUCCUGCAAGAACUGCAGCAUCCAGAGGGGUCUGAAGAAGCACCUCCUUCUGGCUCCUUCAGACGUGGCCGGAUGGGGAACGUUCAUCAAGGAGUCCGUGCAGAAGAAUGAGUUCAUCUCCGAGUACUGUGGAGAGCUCAUUUCCCAAGAUGAAGCUGACCGCCGUGGGAGGAUCUACGACAAGUACAUGUCCAGCUUCUUGUUCAACCUGAACAAUGACUUUGUUGUGGAUGCCACCAGAAAAGGAAACAAAAUCCGGUUUGCAAACCACUCGGUGAAUCCCAACUGUUAUGCUAAAGUGGUGAUGGUGAAUGGAGACCACAGGAUAGGGAUCUUUGCCAAAAGGGCCAUCCAGCAGGGAGAGGAGCUCUUCUUUGACUACAGGUACAGCCAAGCUGAUGCCCUGAAGUACGUGGGGAUUGAGCGGGAGAUCGACAUCAUGUAGCCUGAACCCCCCCCCCCCCCCCCCCCCCACACACACACACACCUGCCGGUAAUGCUACUGCACUUUCCCACAAGUCUGCGUGGGAUCUGGGCAAGGGGGAGCAGUCCCACCCAGGCCAGCCCCCUGUGACAUCACACAUCCGGUUCUGUGCGUUGUUUUAGGUCCAUCUCUCCAGACAGUAGUCUACACCCGUGAAGCUUACAUUGCCAGUUCAAAAAAAUAAUAAUCCAUAGUGGAGUUAAUAUGUUAAUGCAAAAUACUGCUUUUUAUGGUCAAAAAAUGGGGGGGAAAUCUAAGCAACACUUUGUUUUGGCUUCAGUACUUAGAUAUGUAUAUUCUGAAUAAAUGUCAAAAAAGCUAAAGUAAUAGAGAAAUGCAAAUCUGUUGAUAUAUCCAGUCCAUACAACAAAUUUAUCAGUGAGUGUCAUAGCUUUUGUGUGCUGCUCUUUAUAUUCCAGAAAGUGCACAAUUUUUAUUAAGUAUAUCCUGACAAUAGAUUUACUCUGCUUGGUGGUUCCAAGACUGGAGCACUACAUUGCGUAUGUUAUCCCUGCUUCUGGCUAUCCUUGUAAUGCAGAACAUAAGGGACCUUUGAAGCUGCCAUUUGUCUUUAUGAGCUGCUUUGUCUUGACUUUGUGGGCCCUUGUGCGAAAAUCGAUAUUAAUGUCCUGCAAAAUGCAACAGUACGAAACCGACCAAAUGAAUGUGAGCUUUCCUUGGGGGAAAAAAAACAAGCUAGAAAACAUGACUGAUCUGGACCAAUGUGUCCCUCAAAAAUGUAUGCGCAAUAAGCAUGGGUGUAGAAGGGUCUCACUGUAGUGGCUGAUGAAGCUUCUCUACUGCAUUAUGCAGUGUGAACCCACACAGCGAUAGGUCAUAUGCAAGUUGUGCAAAACAUCUGGGAGAUUUUGUAUCCCUGCUGGAAGUUUCAGGGGUUGGGAGGUUGGGAAAUUCUCAUGAGGAGGUUUACAAACUGUACCAAACUGCCAUAUUGGCUGUGCAAUACGGUGUCCCAGCCAUUACCCAACUGUAGAUAGAAACCUGAGAGGUCUUUAUGAAGAGGAGGGUCAGAAAGAUGAUUAAUUUGAUAUAAGUAAGUAACAUAAUACUGGUGGAUUUGAAUAACAAACUCAGCAUUGGAUUUGGUGCCAAUUCAUGUUUUUUUUUUUCCCAUAAUUCAUAUCUAUUAUGUAUUAAUUUAGAAUUAAGAGCCGCUCUUUCUUUCCUAUAUGGAUCUGCCCCAGUGAAAGACUGGUUGUCUUCCCUGAUGAAAUGCAUGUGCCAAUUAUCAACACCCUUUAAAAUGGACUCUUAGACAUGAGAAAUUCUUUAUGCGAAAGGUUCUGACAAAUGACUCAAUUACCAUACACACAGUCCCCUCCAAAAGUAUUGGAACAUUAAGGUAAAUUUCUUUGUUUUUGCUAUGUACUAAAGACAAUUGAGUUGAGAUCAAAAGAUAUACAUGACAGAUCUGAAUUUCAGCUUUUACUUCCUGGUAUUUUUAUCUAGAUUUGUUAAACAACUGACUGGCAGGUGUUUCUUGUUGCUCAGAUGUGUUCUGUUAGAUUUAUUGGUUAAACAAUAAAUAGUUCUGAAUGUCUACUCUUGGUUUUAGCCUUGGGUUUUGCCUGUGAAGACUGCAUUUGUGUUAGAAGAGAUAAACCAACAUGAAGACCAGAGAGCUGUCUUUGGGAGAAAUGCAAGCCAUUUUGAAGCUUAGAAAAGAGGGGAAAUUGAUCAGAGCCAUUGCACAAGCAUUGGGGAUAGCUUGUACAACAACUUUGAAUGUCCUAUAAAAGAAAGAAACUGCUGGCGUACUGAGCAACAGACAUCGAACAGGUGGACCAAGGAAAACCACAGCAGUUAAUGACAAACAUUAUGAGAGCCCGAAGACAUACAAACAAUCUCCACAGGGCAGGGUGAAGGUAUCUUAAUCAACCAUUCGAAAUAGAAUUAGAGAGCAGCAAUAUAGAGGCUAUAUCACAAGAUGUGAUGCAAAUAUGGAAGGAUUUAGACUGGCCAUGUCAAUCGCCAGACCUGAACACAAUUGAGCAUGCAUUUCACCUCCUGAAGAGGAGAUUGAAGAAAAAUAAAAAAAACUGAAAGACGCUGCAGUAAAAGAAGUAUGCAACAGUUUGGAGAUGUCAAUGGGUCAAUUGAUGCAGUUAUUGCAAGUAAGGGAUAUGCUACCAAAUAUUAAGUGUUAUUUACUUUCAUUUUCUUAAAUACUCUCUGUUCCAAUACUUUUGCCCAAUUCUGAACUCUUGUCUCAUGUUCAUCUUUUUAUCUCAACCCCAAAUUUAUUCAGUGUAUUGUAAAAACAAAGGGAUUGGCCUUGCUGUUCCAGUACUUUUGGAGGGGACUGUAUUUCUCAGCAAAAGAUAUCAAUACAUUUGAAAUGGAAAAAGAAUAUAUUCACAUUUAUGGAACCUGUUUGCGUAAAAUGUAAAUUUCAAUACAGGUUGUUAUUUUGAAAUGGGCUGUUGAAACAAGACAUGAAUCAUGUUACUUUGUUUACCACAACCUCAUUUUGCCAUAUAUACAGUAUAUUAUAUAGUCUGUUCUGUUAAAAAAAUACGAGAACAAUUGAUACUUACUUUAAAAAGCAAGUAAAUAGGAGAGUACAAAUAAGUAAACUUUACUAAAUUUGUAUUCAUUAUGUUAAGGUAUAUUACCAUAUUUUAAUUAUGAACUGUCAAAAUCUUGAAUUCAAAAUUGUUUACAAGCAUGUUAUUCUAUCUGAUGGUAAAAAUUGGUUGAUUAAACACGAUUGACAAGCCUGUAUUAUAUUAUCAAAUUUUACCAUUUUAUUUUUAUACAAUUUAUUUUAUUACCUGAGCACCACCUGUAAAUUAUGGGAAGUGAUGAACCUCAGUGUCAUUAAAAAUUGAUAUUUUCCCAUUCCCAGAAAUGGAGGGACAUACACUGUAUAUCGGACCCGUGUGGUUCAACUUAUGUGCCCGUGGUAUCAUUUGAACCAAAAAAGAGUGAUUUGCAUUUUAAAUGUUUAAUCAAAGUUGGUAACUUAAAUAUUUAAAAUGUAACAUUUUACAGUAGUGAAGUGGGAACAGGUUAAGAAGUAUGCCAUUCAAUCCUCUAUUUCACCUCAGUCCAUACAUGCAACUUUUUAAAAAAGGGCUUUUGUAGUGAAAUCUAACCUUGAACUUUGUACUAAGAUGAGGCCGAUGGUUUAAGAAAGGUAGAUGAGCUAUGUAAUCCAAAGCAGGGGUUGAUACUUAUUUUGUGCUUAUAGUUCUAAAAAAUGAAAUCACACUUUCGUUCCUUAUACAGUGCCACAAAAAAGUAUUUGCCCCCUUCCCUAUUUCCUCUAUUAUUGCAUAUUUGUCACAAUUAAUUGAUUAAUAGAUCACUAGACAAAAUGUAAUAUUAGGGCAUAAUCUGGUUGGGCACCUGAGUAGGGCACCUGAGUAGGGCACCUGAGUAAACACAAAACACAUUUUUUAAAAGUAUUUAAUUGACUUAAUGAAAAAGUUAGUGACACCCAUUAUAACCCCUGUGAGAAAGUAAUGCCCUUUAAAUUAAUAACUGGGUGUACCAGCUUUAGUAGAAAUAAUUGCUACCAAAUGCUUCCUAUAAUUUGGUAUCUUUCAGGAAUUUUAGCCCACUCUUCUUUGCAGAGCUGCUUUAAUUAAGAAAAAUUGGUGGGUUUAUAAUUGAGGAAAUCAGAAAGGGGGCAAAUAUGUUUUCACAGCACUGUAUGUCUUUGUUUUUUGUUGGAGGGUGGGGGGAAUUCUGUGCCAAGUUAAGACAAAUACUUUUCCAAAGUCAGCUGUUCUUUGUGAUUUAAUUUUUUGAGGAGAGAUUAUAGUCUGCCCCAACAUGCGCUUAUUUACCAACAUUGGAACGAUACAAGACAGCUGUAAUGUAAUGUGAUUCGCUGUAACUUAUUUGUAACUCUUGUACUCAUUAAAAAUGAUGGCAUUUAA
Conger conger (European conger) is the source of this 6538-nucleotide messenger RNA. RefSeq names its product enhancer of zeste 1 polycomb repressive complex 2 subunit (gene ezh1). Gene Ontology annotation, biological process: chromatin remodeling. The record is from RefSeq and is a predicted model, not a curated record. Bases 363 to 2591 code for a protein of 742 amino acids. NCBI's taxonomy places the organism in Eukaryota, Metazoa, Chordata, Actinopteri, Anguilliformes, Congridae. Gene Ontology annotation, molecular function: protein binding; histone H3K27 methyltransferase activity. The transcript is spliced from 20 exons.